Molecule: messenger RNA, 7003 nt
Organism: Platichthys flesus (European flounder)
Lineage: Eukaryota; Metazoa; Chordata; Actinopteri; Pleuronectiformes; Pleuronectidae
Exons: 2
Coding region: 103-5643 (1846 amino acids)
Biological process (GO): protein targeting; protein import
Cellular component (GO): membrane
Molecular function (GO): ATP binding; ABC-type protein transporter activity
Source: RefSeq, a predicted model, not a curated record
CUCCAAGAGUUUAGUGGAGAAACGGAAUGUGAGAAACAAGGGGCAUCCCUGGUUGGCAACUUGUAUUUGGAGAUUCUUUUUUCCCAUGCAGGGCAAUUCCAGAUGGUGUCAAAUCUUACAGCACAAAAAAGAUGGUCACCAGAGGAGGUUAUAGCCCUCCUUGUAACUUUAACUGACCACCAUCACGAUAAAGACAAUAUUUCUAUAAUGAAGAUUUUACAUCUGAUAGAAACAUACCAAGUGUUUUCUAGGUGGACAGAUGAGAAGAAUCAGUCUCUCCUUGAGCUCUUGAGUAUCCUUGAUACUAAGAAAGUGAUGCAGCAUUUGGAAAGAGGCUUUGAAGAGGAGGAAAUAAAAAGCCUUGAGUGUCUCUUUGAUGAAAUACGGCAGAUGAAAAACAUUGACGAAAAAACCCUGGAGAAGUCUUAUUCUAUAGUAAAGUGGGUUCAAAACAUGAUUAAAUCUGGUGAAAUCCAAAAACACACUAAUCUGAAGCAAGCUAAGAAGCUGAGUCAUAGCACAAACACGGAAGACUUACAGGAGAUCCUAGCAGUCUUAUGCAAUGCUGUACACGUGUGCAAUGCUGAAGAGAAGUGGUGGCCCAGAGCCACUCAGUUGACAAGCUGGUGCUUCUUGGCCUUGUCUGACACUGGAAAGCUUCUGGAAAUGGGAACUGGAGAGGGGAAGUCAUGUGUCAUAGCAAUGUUUGCAGCGCUGCGUGUAUUCCGGGGCGAAAAGGUUGAUGUGGUGUCUAGCUCAUCUGUUUUAUGUCAAAGAGAUGCAGAAGAAUGGCACAACUUCUACAAGUACUUUGACAUCACAGCUGACACAAACACAAACAAGACUAAAGAUGAGGAUAGAAAAAAAUGCUACCAGAAGGACGUGGUCUAUGGAACAAUUGAAACCUUUGCUGCAGAUCACCUUCGCCAGAUAUUUGAGAUGAAGGAUGUGAGAACAGAUCGCAGCUAUCAGUGUAUCAUCAUCGAUGAAGUGGACUCACUGCUGUUGGAUCAGGGAGUGCAGCUUACAUAUCUCUCCAGCCCCAUGGUCUCCAUGCAGCACCUGAAUGUUAUCCUGGCCAUGAUCUGGGGCCAUGCCAGCCAGUAUGGCUUCUUGUCCACAGGACACAUCACAUUCGUACAGGGUCCCCCUUCUUCAUUCCACAAGAGCAUAUUUGACUCAAUUGACAUGGAUGGAAUAGAUGACCCCAUGGACGUUUUACAUAUUGCUGAAGAGUCAGGGAUUGUGCCUAAGGGAUUUACAGAGGAAAUGUACAAUAGCGAAAAAGACAAACUUCUCAGGAAACUUAAAACUGUGAGUCAGGAUGACGUCAUCGAUUUUUUCCAAAAGAUUGAGCACUAUGUCCCCUAUGGUUUCACUGUGUACACGUUAGAUGAUAAAGGAUUGCUCUCUCUUAGAAAGACCACGCCGUACAACAACCCAGACAUUCCAGAACUUACAUUUCUUGUUUUGGAUGAUGGCUUAUGUUCUGCUCUCUAUGAUUCUGAGGAAGUUCUCGCCAAUCCCAUCACAGAAUUCAUCUUAAAAAAGAUUCAGUACACUCCAUGCACAAACAAUUCAGGGAAAAUCAGCAUCCCUGGAUUCUUGAAAAAUCUGAUCGAGAGUAAAUUGCCAGUUUGGGUUCAGAAUGCCUUUCUGGCAAAGAGACUUAGGCAAGGACGAGAGUAUGUUGUGGAAAAUGACUGUGUCUGUCCCGUUGACUACAGAUCCACGGGUAUCGUGGAAUUAAAUAAGAAAUGGGGUGAUGGCCUGCAGCAGUUUGUUGAGAUCAAACACCAAAUCAAAAUGAGCACGAUUUCAACAGUGACAAACUUUAUCUCUAACCUCUCCUUUUUUGAAAAAUACCAUGGGAAAAUAUAUGGGACCACGGGGACACUGGGGAGUGAAACUGACAUGCUGUUUUUGCAGGAUCUAUAUCCCAAUCUCUCAGCCUGUAAAAUGCCAACUUUUAACCGGAGGAAGUUAUUUGAGGUCAAGGGCAAUCUGGAGACUUCAGCUGAAGAGUGGAAAUCUAAAAUCACCCAUGUGGUUAUGGAUCAAGUUUGCCCAAAUUCAUACAGAGAGGGGAGAGCAGCCUUGGUGAUCUGUGAAACUAUUACCAAAGCCAAAGAGCUCUAUGAAGCGCUAAAAACUGUCAUCCCAGGUCAAAUCAUUCUUUACAGCCGGAGUGACAAAGACAGUUUGAGCAAAAUAGAUAAGAAACUGGAUCCUGGGGAUGUCAUUGUUGCCACAAACCUGGCUGGACGUGGCACCGACAUCAAAGUGUCUAACAAGGUGAACAAAAAUGGAGGAUUAUUUGUGGUCCUCUCCUUCCUUUCUGAGAACACAAGAGUGGAACUUCAGGCAUUUGGCCGAACUGCACGUAAGGGUAAACCUGGAUCUGCACAGAUAAUCAUGACCACUGAUCAUGUUCAGGAGUCCCUCAAGACAGUGUCUACUCUGGAGGAGGCAAAGGAAACAAGGAAUAGACUGGCAGCAGAAAGGACAAAUGACAUGACGGCUGAUGUAACUGAGAUGAAACUGCGGGAGGACCUUUUCGCAGAGUACUGCAAGACCCUCCAAGUAAUUUACAGGAACACCAAAGGAGAUGAGCGAAGAGUUGUUGUUGCCAUCAUGAAUGAGUUCUGGGGGAUUUGGUUGCAAACUAAAUCAGAGGAAAUUGACAACUUAAAAAGAAAUGAAUUGGAAAAGAGAUUGAAAGCUGAUUUGUCCCUGGCACAAAGUCAGUCUCAAAGUCAGACUUCCCCAUGCUCCAGCAUUUACCACUACAUCAAGUUUGGGAAUCUCGCACUGGGCGAAAAAAAAUGGGAUGAUAGCAUGAAGCUAUUUGAAAAAGCAAUGGGACAAGAUGAAUGUUGGGCAGCCAUAGCUUUUUACAAUCAUGCAUACUGCUCCAUAAAACAGCAGAAGGAAGAUUACCUGACUACGGCCAGCAAUGAUCUCAAGAAAGCACAGGAGUAUCUAAAGUACCUCAGUGAGGAAUGCUUGGUCUGCCUGCAGUUUGUAAAAAUGGCCUCUGUUGAAUUAAAAAGCAGUGAACAACCAACCAGCCUUGAGAAACAGUUAACAACCAAGUGCAACUUGUUCAACUACUUUGAUGAAAACAUUAGUCAGGCUAUUGAGAAGCUGAAGGAAAUAAAAGACAAAGGGAGGGAUGCAACAACUAAGAAAUUACCCAUGUUCUCCCUGGUGUCAAGCACAGAUGAAGAUUUCCAAAUAGAGGCCUACAAUCUGUACAGUAAAGGUCUGGAAUAUGUGUUUUCCGUGGAAGAGCAGCCUCGGUUCCCAUGGGAAGCUUUCCUUGUGUUCUGUCUCGGAAUUCUGCAGAUUGUUGGAGGGGCACUGCUCACUGCCUUUACGUUUGGAACAUUAGCUCAAGUCGGCAUGGGGCUGAUUGUUGAAGGAAUAUCAGACUGCAUCACUGGCAUUGAGUCCAUGAUUACUGGAGAAUUCAGUUGGCAAUCAUGGGCUAUAGGAAAAGCAAUAUCUAUUGGUAUUUCUCUCAUUGGGUUUGGGGUUGGAAAGCUGAUUUCAAAGGGCUUCAAAGCUACUGAAAUGUUGGUCAAGGGACUAGGAAAAAGACUUAAGUCAUUACCAAAGUUUUUCUCCAAACAGGUUAAAGAAGGCCUUAGUGUUAUGACAAAGACAAACAUGAAGAAUGCAGUGAAACAAACAGCAAAGAAAAUGGCAGAAGAAAUCAUUAGCUAUGCAUUUGGGAAGGCGGAAGAUGCUGCAUUGCAAGAAAUACUAAAAGGCAUUAAGAAUGAGAUGACAAAGGGUAUUGGAAAUGAUGUAAAAACCAACAUGGAAAAGGAUCCUUUGGCUGGAUUGGUAGACUCCAUUUUGCUCUCUCACCUUGAGGAUAAAAAGCAAAUGUCUGAUCUCCUGCAGGAUAAGAACAGAAAGAGCAAACUUCUGGGUAUUUUCAACCAGAUAAGCAAAACAGCCUUACAGCCAUUCUACGCUGACCUCGAAUCGCAGAACAAGCUGAACUCAUCCAUCACUAAGGUGAUUGACAGUGCAGCAUCAGAGACCAAAGGCAAAACCCUUGUAGUUCUGAAAGUCAUUCAAGGCAUUCACAUGGCCACACUGGAAGCAGAAGCUACCUGUGCAGUCUCCCGGCUUUCAAGCCAGUUUUUCUCCAACCUUCACAAAGAGCUGAAUACAUUUGAAGAGAAAAAACAAUUGACAGAGAAAGUGAAACGAAAUGAUCUGUCUGCUUCAGAAUUGAAGAUCCUGGAAGACUUCAAGCAGGAUUUAGCCAACGAAACCAGUGCUUUAUUAGCAGAUGCUUUGGUAGAAGUGUUCCACCAAAAGUUUUCCAGUCACUUUGUUUCAAAGGCCGUAGGCCAAGUGAAUAAUACCAUUAGGGGUUAUGUAAGAACUGGCUUGAAGAGUGAAAAAACAGAGGACAAACUCAGGGCUGGACAAAACAACAGAUACAUCUCACACAUGUCAGUAGACAUGAAUUCAAAACGUAAACAGGACAAAGAGUCUGGUAAACGCUCAGAGUCUCAUGCUGAAAAGAUCAAGGACUCCUCGACAGCCACAACUAUUCUUGAUAUCAGAGUCCUAUCAGAAACCACUGGCACUAAGGUUAUCAUCCUAACACAAGACAGCCAUGGCAAGCUUACCAAAAUACAGGAGCUGAGCCCAAGCACCAAAUCUGCCAGUCAAACUGUGACACUGAUUUACACACCAAAGAGUUCACAACACCCAGACGGCCAUUAUGAUGUGUCCAUCAAUAAUAAGACUGUGAAAGUAACCACCAAAGAAAAGGGCAGCCUGUUUCAUGCUUUGGCACAAGGCUUGAAUCCAAAGGCCACCAAAGAAGAGAUUGCCUCGGAAGCAGGUCGUCUCCAAUCUUUGGAGGCUGACACUCUAGUGAAACAUUCAGAUCGAUGGGAGCCUUUCCUCAAGUACAAAGAGAGGACAGAUGAAAUCAGAGGAGGGGACUGGUAUAUGGAAAAGGAAGCUGGACUAAAAAAGACAGUAAAAGUAAACAAAAAGGUGAUCAAGGAUGGAAAAGUGAAAAAGUACAACAAUUGGAUAAAACAUGUAAACAGCAAGCCAAGCACUGGACAGUUCAUCAAAGCAGCUCACCAACCACCAAUGAGUAGUAUAACGCAAGCUGGAGAAUUGAACCAGAAUAGCAAAUUAGCAAAAGCCAUGCUUGAAGUGGCAACAAAGUCACCUGCUGAUGUGGAAAAUUACAAAGGACUUGGACUUCCAACUAUUUAUGUGCCAACAAAGAUACAACAUGAGUUUCCCAGUACAACAACAAAACAAUUCAGGGAACUAUUGGCUCGCACAAUCAGCCAGGAUAAUGUUGUUAGUGCCCUCAAACUGACCAUUCUAGGUGCAAUACCCAGAUUCAACUUCAAUAGUGCCAAGAACUACAGAGACUUUCAGAACAAACAAGUGAGUAAAACCAGGCUUGCCAUUUUCGAAAAUAACUUUGAGCAACAUUCUAAAGAUUUGGUCAACAAAUGGUUCAACCAUCUUCAAGAGAAGGGUGUCAUGACAAAGGCUGAUCUUGACACCCUUACUGGAUGGAUCAACAACAAGGGCUACGAGAAUCAGACUGACCCACACAGGAAGCAAGUCUCAAACCUCCUCUAAUGCAAAGUGAUCAAAUUCCAAUCAAAGAAGCCAAAGAACACAGUUGAAGAAUUCCUGGUCCGGAUAACUCAUCUCAAAUAGAUCGUGUUUCUUGCUCCUCAUUUCUCCUACAAAGGGAAGUUCAAAAGAAAAAAAAAAUGGGAUGAUUUAUUUCCCAUGAGAAAAAUUAUGGAUAAUCUGUUGUAGCAAAUGUUCUUAUAUUUCUUGGCUAUUUACUAAAAUGUGGAAAAAACCUGAUAAAGAUUCCACUCUGGCACAAAGUGGCAUAAAUGUGAAAGUUUGACCUUGUUUUUGUUUAUUCACUAAAACGUACACACAAGAGAUGACUUACAGUGAAUGAUCUAUUAUGGUAAGCAGUUCAUCUAACUGAAAAAUGUACUUGUGUUCCUUUUACAGUGGUAUAUUGACACCUGACAAUAUGGCUGCCAAAGAAGUCAGGAAAACUACAGAGGUCUAAAUACCUGUCUGACGUUCGUAUGGACGCCUGUCGGUAUUGUGUUUGGGACAAAUAAAUGUAUCUUAAUCUUAAUCAUAAUCAUAUUCAUUUUAAGGAUGUUUUUAUGGGGGUUUGGUAAAUUUAAAUUGCUUGGGAUUUUAAAGCUAUAUCUUAUCAUACGUUGUUAUUUAGUAUUCACAUGACAAUGUACGAGUUGCAACUUGCUAUAUAACCCAAAGAUUAGAGCAAGCAAAUCUUAUCCUAUGUAUUUCACAUGUGUUUUAGAUGUUUUAAAGUUAGUCUGAAAAAGUUACAUAUUUUUGUCUGCCAUUGGUUAUUCAAAUCGCUACAACAAUCAUAAAUGCCAUCAAGAAAUCUAGAUUUGUAAUAAGUAUAUUUCAGGCUCAGUUGUGUUUAUUGUUUCUUAUAUCACAUUUAAAAUGGGAUUUUCUAGCCUUUUAACUUUGAUUGUAUUAACUUUAAAAUGAUAUAACAGUCUUAAACCAUAUGAUUGAAACUCAAGAGAUGCUCUGUUGCUUUCUGUUGUAACCACGUGAUUGAUACAAGCUGCUUUUAAACUGAAGAGCAUUCAUCUAUUCCAAUGUGAUCCUCAACUAAAAAGGAAUUUUGUCUUUAUUUUAUUUGUAUGUGUUAAUUUUGGGGUUUGGGUGAAGGUGUGGUGUGGGUGUGGGUGAGGGGUUUGGUUGUUGAACUAUAAGUAUCUAUGUUCAGAUAUAUGGUAUAUAUACACUGUCUGACAUUUAUCACUGAACUUCCCGUGCAAGUAUAUUUGAGAUUUAUAGGGCACUGUAGACCUGACAUUAUAAUCCCAACCCUUAAUCUGCACUGUCUAUUCCUUUAUAGAAUGUUCCGUUCUAUAUUCUUUGGCUAUUCAUUGCUGCGUGAAAAUCUAAAAAUAAAUCA